CGGACCUUACUGCGGCUGCUGUCACUCGCGCCCUCUCUCUGCAUCCGCCCCCAUCGCCCCGAGACGCGGCUCUGCGCCUUUCUUCCCCUGACCUGCGGCCCCUCCACUCGCACCCGGACCCAGCCCCGAGGGUCUCGCCCGGGGCGCCCGGCCCGGCCCGGCCCUGGCCCCGAGGAUGUUCCGCCGCGACCGCGCCAUCCCGCUCCGAGGCUCGGCGGCCGCGCUGUGCAACAACCUGAGCGUGCUGCAGCAGCCGGGCCGCAACCUCACGCACCUCGCCGUGGUGCACGGGCCCUGCGCCCAGCUUCUCAGCGUCGUGAGCGACGGGGUGCCCCUGGCCCAGCGCCAGCUCCACGCCAAAGAGAGGGCCGGGGGGAGCCCCCCGCUCAUCACGCAGGUCCACUGGUGCGUCCUCCCCUUCCGAGUCCUGCUGGUUCUCACUUCGCACCGAGGAAUACAGAUGUAUGAGUCUGACGGCUCCGUCAUGGUCUUUUGGCACGCGCUGCACCCAGAAGACAACACCCCAGGACAGGCUGUGUUUGCCCGUGGAAUUGCUGCCAGUGGCUGCUUCAUCUGUGUGGGAACAUGGUCGGGCAGGGUGCUGGUGUUUGACAUCCCGGCCAAGGGCCCCCACAUUGUCCUGAGCGAAGAGCUGGAUGGACACCAGACUCCAGUCACAGACAUCGCCUCUGAGCCUGCUGAAGGACAGGACUGCGUGGCCAACGUGGUGACAGCGGAUGACUCGGGCUUGCUGUGUGUCUGGAGGUCCGGGCAUGAAUUCAAAUUACUGGCCCGAAUUCCAGGAUUCGGGGUGCCAUGCCCGUCGGUGCAGCUGUGGCAGGGCAUCAUCGCGGCCGGCUACGGCAAUGGGCAGCUGCGCCUGUACGAAGCCAGCACCGGAACUCUGCGGGCCCAGAUCAGUGCACAUGCUCGCGCUGUAUGCGCUCUGGACCUGGCUCCAGAGACAGGCAAGCUGCUGUCUGCAGCCGAGGACACAUUUGUGCACCUGUGGCAGCUCAGCAGGAGCCCCGAGGACGGCGCUAUUGAGGUGCAGCACUGCCACGGGGAGUGCAUCCCUGACACUCAGCUGUGUGGUGUUCGUUUCUGCGACCCCUCUGGCAGCUCCUUCGCUGUCACUGGCUAUGACGUCACGGAAAUCCUGAGAUUCCACGAAGCCUGAGUAGAGCCCCCAGUCCCUGUGCUAUUUAUAAAGGUUCCCCGACCCCCA
This is a messenger RNA of Suncus etruscus (white-toothed pygmy shrew), 1228 nucleotides long. It is a transcript of the gene WDR54, whose product is annotated as WD repeat domain 54. Gene Ontology annotation, biological process: cilium assembly; cilium-dependent cell motility; sperm axoneme assembly. The coding region runs from base 176 to 1180 and encodes 334 amino acids. Gene Ontology annotation, molecular function: protein binding. Lineage: Eukaryota; Metazoa; Chordata; Mammalia; Eulipotyphla; Soricidae. The transcript has 9 exons. The record is from RefSeq and is a predicted model, not a curated record.